AUGUUGUUAAACACGGGGACAAAGGCUGCGGGCGGACGUCCAAAUCGGAAAAAAAAGCCCAUUUUUUUUUUCGGGGCGGCCUGUGGACAGGCAAUCCGUUCCGCCCACGGCCAACCCGCCGAAACACAAACUGACAAGCAGGCGGAUUACCGCUUUUUAAAGUGCUGGCAGAGCGUUUCAGCAGAUACUGCAAUGGGAAAAGGGGUUCGUGCAGCGUGGAAGAAGUCGAGAACGAUACUGCUCAUGAUGAAAGGCGAUCCCGAAAGCUUGAAUAACUACAGACCUAUCACCUUGCUGUCUCAAAUCUAUAAAACCUUCACAAGAAUAAUCCUAAAUCGCAUAGUCAGAGACCUGGAUAUGGUCAUGAGCCGAGAGCAAGCCGGUUUUCGAACUCCAUCACCUACAAGAACAUCAUUAAUGCUGAUGAGGCAAAGUGGUGGAGGUUUAAUGCAACCAUACGCCACGAGCAGUUCUUCACUGAUGAGUUCCCCAAAGAUUCCAUCAAAGGGUAGCGUCCCCAUCAUCAAAAAUGUAUUCGUGUUCACAGAUCUUGGCGGCGAUUCUGAAGAAGCGAACAUAAUUCCCGUCGAAUCUGCUCUUCAUAAUACAUUUGAUGGUGUU
Ostertagia ostertagi is the source of this 621-nucleotide messenger RNA. NCBI's taxonomy places the organism in Eukaryota, Metazoa, Nematoda, Chromadorea, Rhabditida, Trichostrongylidae. The record is from the annotation of a GenBank genome assembly.